GGACUGUUACCUAUUUUCUAGAAGUUCACUCAUCAUUACAAGGUGAAGAGAAUGGCGGCUGUUUCGGUGUACCAAUACAGUAAGGACUUCAGAGUGACCGAUCAAGUCAGACAGGAGUUUGACCAACACGGAUACAUUGUUCUCAAAGGUGUACUGGACAAAGAGGAGGUGUCACUCGUAGAGAAGACUAUCGGAGGAUCUGAUGCCAUCACUAAACACAAGUUUGGGGAUUUCGUCGAUGGUGGAAGAAAGACUGAUACUGUGUUGUGGAAACACCCCGGAAAUGACGUGACUGGAAUGGUUUCUCGAAGUGAGAAAGUAGCCGGCAUAGCUGAACAGUUGCUUGGAGGAGAGGUUUAUCACUACCAUACAAAGUUGAUGCUAAAGGAAGGAGGUAGAGGAGCGAAGCAUGCAUGGCACCAAGACUACUCGUAUUGGUACUGGAACGGUUGUCUGUUCCCCGACAUGUUGACAGUUUUUAUCCCCUUGGAUGACUGUCGGAAGGAAAAUAGCUGUCUCCAGAUUCUUAGAGGCUCGCACAAAUGUGGCCGUAUUCAUCAUAAAACUGUGGGAGAACAGAAUGGGUGUGAUGUGGAGAGGAUUGAGGAACUCAAGGCAGUUUGUCCUCAUGUUUUCAUGGAAAUCGACGCCGGAGAUGCCGUCUUUUUCCAUUGUAACAUCAUACACAGCAGUAGUCAAAACGACAGCCAUAAAAGGAGGUGGGCUUUCCUCACGGCCUACAACAGAGCGACUAACAACCCUACCAAAGUACACCAUCACCCUCAGUAUACCCCGCUCGAGAAGGUUCCGAAUACUGCAAUCAAGGAGUGCAAGAACCUAACAGACAUGACUGGCAAGGAAUUUGUAGAUCCCGUUAUUGAAACUACAUACAAAUCCUUGUUUAAGGACGGAAACAGCACCCGAUGAUAGAUCGAUCGGUGUAAUGAGAUACCUCUCUGGUGUCGCAAUUAAACUGAUCACAGAACGGCAAUAGUACGGAGUGGAUGGACAAUAGUGCUACAUUUUUGAAAGUGUAGUACAGCGAAAGAUUUCUACUAAAAUCAAGAAUCCCUCACAGAAUAUAUUCAUGAUAACGCACUACUACUAUCACACCAUUGUGUACUAAGAUAAACAUGAUGUUUCAAUUACUUGACC
This is a messenger RNA of Mizuhopecten yessoensis (Yesso scallop), 1155 nucleotides long. RefSeq names its product ectoine dioxygenase-like. The coding region runs from base 52 to 927 and encodes 291 amino acids. Lineage: Eukaryota; Metazoa; Mollusca; Bivalvia; Pectinida; Pectinidae. The record is from RefSeq and is a predicted model, not a curated record. The transcript has 9 exons.